Molecule: messenger RNA, 288 nt
Organism: Rotaria sp. Silwood1
Lineage: Eukaryota; Metazoa; Rotifera; Eurotatoria; Philodinida; Philodinidae
Source: the annotation of a GenBank genome assembly
AUGAGAAUCGGUUCGUGGGCCGAUUCCUGUUCUUAUGCGCCCCUGUCCUUUUCAAAUAAAAUUGAAACAACAACAUCAACAUCAACAUCAACAUCAACAUCAACAUCAUCUGAAUCCAUUUCAACAGACAUAUCGGCGUCAAAUUGUAUUAUUACUGAAAAAAACAUAGUCGAUACAGUUGUUACUGUUAACAGAUUAAAGCAUUAUGCAUUUAUUAAAAGAAAUGAUAAUGCUUUACAUCAAGAUAUAUUUGCACAUGACGUCUCAAUAAAACAAAAAUCAACAUAA